UUCCUCUUCUUAUGUUUCACCCUCCCCCUUCUCGAACGCAAGGCACCAUCUUUUUCUUCUCUUUCCACUGUGGGUAGAAGUUUUGGAUGGAAACCGCGAGCCUUGCGAACUAUAGGUACAUGGCCCGCAACUUCAGCGACGGCGGAGACUCCUCCGGCGCCUUCAGCGACUGCAACAGCGACCGCUCCGGCGAGUUCCCCUCCGCCGCCCCGUCCGCCUCCAACGGCGGCGCCGCCCUUCACCGCCUCCUCAUGUCCUGCGCCGCCGACUACUCCGACGAGGUCGUCCGCGGCCUCAUCUCCGAUUUAGAGUCCCCCUCCGCCCCUGUCGAAACCCAGCUCCACGCGGCCAUGGUGCUCCGCCUCCUGGCCAAGCACAACCCGGAGAACCGCCUCAAGAUCGCCCGCGCCGGCGCCGUCCGGCCACUCGUCGCCCUCCUCUCCCACCCGGACCCCCAGCUACAGGAGCACGGCGUCACCGCGAUCCUCAAUCUCUCCCUCUGCGACGAGAACAAGGACGCCAUCUUCGCCGCCGGGGCCAUCCGCCCCCUCGUCCGCGCCCUCAAGACCGGCACCCCCGCCGCCCGCGAGAACGCCGCCUGCGCCCUCCUUCGCCUCUCCCAGGUCGACGAGCACAAGAUCGCCAUCGGCCGCUCCGGCGCGAUCCCCCAUCUCGUCCACCUCCUCGAGACCGGGGGCCCGCGGGGGAAGAAGGACGCCUCGACUGCCCUCUACUCGCUGUGCUCCACGCGGGAGAACAAGAUCCGGGCCGUCAAGGAGGGGGUCAUGCGGCCGCUGCUGGAGCUGAUGGCGGAUCCGGAGUCCGGGAUGGUAGACAAGGCAGCGUACGUGCUGAACUCGCUGGUGGCGGCGGCGGAGGGGCGGGCGGCCGCGGUGGAAGAGGGCGGCAUCCCGGUCCUCGUCGAGAUGGUCGAAGUCGGCACCCAGCGCCAGAAGGAGAUCGCGACGCUUACGCUCCGCCAGAUCUGCGAGGAAAGCGUCGCCUACCGGGCCAUGGUCUCCCGCGAGGGCGCCAUCCCGCCGCUCGUCGCCCUCUCCCAGUCCGGCACCACCCGAGCCAAACUCGAGGCGGAGGCGCUGAUCGAGCUGUUGAGGCAGCCGAGGACGGCGAGGCGGGGGAGGGAGGCGGAAUAGGGAUGAGGCAGCCGGCGACUCGAAAUUGUGCCACGUGGCGGGUGUGCAAUGAUGGUUUGGGUUGUUAUUUUGGAAUGUAAAUAUGUGACCGAGAGGGAGUGUACAUUUGUAGAGGACUGAAAGGUCUUUUCUUUUCUUACGACCUUUCUUCCUUUCGUUUUGUUUUGUUUUGUACAAUUCUGAAGAAAAGACAGUAAAAAAAAAAAAAAGGGUACUCAAGUGAGGUGUGGUGAGGUUUGGUGUAUGAAGAAUGAUUUCGGUUCACACCAUUCCAUGGCAUUGGUGCUGCUGAUUGCAAUAAAAAAAGGGAAAAAAUUGGGUGCA
Messenger RNA from Phoenix dactylifera (date palm), 1478 nucleotides. Its product is annotated as ARM repeat superfamily protein. Gene Ontology annotation, molecular function: protein binding. Lineage: Eukaryota; Viridiplantae; Streptophyta; Magnoliopsida; Arecales; Arecaceae. The record is from RefSeq and is a predicted model, not a curated record.